GGAGUUAUCCUUGCAGAUCGUCCACACCUUUUUCUUUUAUCUACGCGGGGAUAUAACACAGCUCAAGAACAGACUUAUCUAAUUGUAGAACAGCUACGAAUUGAUAUUUGGUGCGAUGGUGCAGGGAACGAAAACAGAAGGUCCAUCACAGGCCGAACAAUUACUGCGAGUGACAUCCGGGAUUGCUGCAGAGCUCAUCAAAGCCCACGAUGCAAACCAGACUGUCUCACUGAACGAGCUUAGGGCCAAAUUGAGCAAGAAAUUCGGAUUCGGUGGUGUUCCAAGACUAGUGGACAUCAUCAGUGCCAUACCAGACGAUUAUAAGAAAGCGUUACUACCAAAAUUACGUGCUCGUCCUAUACGAACGGCUAGCGGGAUCGCAGUUGUUGCCGUCAUGUGCAAACCACAUCGAUGUCCACAUAUUGCCAUGACGGGGAACAUAUGUGUAUACUGCCCAGGAGGACCAGAUUCAGAUUUUGAUUAUAGCACUCAGAGCUAUACUGGCUAUGAGCCAACGAGCAUGCGUGCUAUUCGUGCGCGAUAUGACCCUUAUGAGCAAACGCGUGGUCGAGUAGAGCAGCUAAAGAGUUUAGGUCACAAUGUAGACAAGGUCGAGUUUAUCAUCAUGGGUGGAACAUUCAUGAGCAUGCCAGAAGAUUACCGAGGGAAAUUCGUUGCUCAACUACAUAAUGCAUUAUCAGGGUUCACUGGGACGGAUAUCGAUGAAGCCGUCCGAUUUUCAGAGCAAAGUAAAUCAAAAGCUAUCGGCAUCACUAUUGAGACCCGACCAGAUUAUUGCUUGCGACCACAUCUCAGCCAAAUGCUGCGAUACGGCUGCACUCGUCUCGAAAUUGGUGUCCAGUCCGUUUACGAAGACGUUGCCCGUGAUACAAACCGGGGUCACACAGUCCGUGCCGUCUCCGAAUCCUUCCAUCUAGCAAAAGACGCGGGGUUCAAGGUAGUUGCUCACAUGAUGCCUGACCUGCCGAAUGUCGGCGUCGAACGUGACCUAGACCAGUUCAAGGAGUAUUUUGAGAAUCCUGCUUUCAGGAGCGAUGGCCUGAAGAUUUACCCCACGCUUGUCAUCAGAGGUACUGGUUUAUAUGAGCUUUGGCGGACAGGUAGAUAUAAGAACUAUACGCCGAAUGUUCUUGUCGACGUGGUUGCGCGAAUCUUGGCGUUGGUGCCACCAUGGACGAGGGUUUAUCGGGUUCAAAGAGAUAUUCCCCUUCCACUUGUAUCAAGUGGUUGCGAGAACUCUGGUAACCUUCGAGAACUGGCACUUAAUCGUAUGAAAGACUUUGGUGCUGAAUGUAGGGAUGUACGAUUCCGUGAAGUUGGUAUACAUGAAAUACACCACAAAGUCCGCCCAGAAUCUGUUGAACUCCUAAGACGGGAUUACACGGCUAACGGUGGUUGGGAAACAUUCCUUUCGUAUGAAGAUCCAGAACGUGACAUUCUCGUCGGACUGCUACGACUUAGGAAGUGCUCUGAGGAGGGUACAUUCCGGCCAGAGCUAAUACGAAAGGAGGGUGACGAAGGUGGCUGCAGCAUCGUAAGAGAACUGCAUGUGUAUGGUACUGCCGUACCAGUACAUGGGAGAGAUCCAACAAAAUUCCAACAUCAGGGCUUCGGUACUUUAUUGAUGGAGGAGGCAGAACGGAUAGCGAGGGAGGAACACGGUAGCAUCAAGCUCGCGGUCAUCUCAGGUGUUGGGACGCGAGACUACUAUCGUAAACUAGGAUACGAGUUAGACGGACCAUAUAUGAGCAAAUCCUUAUUGUAAUUUAAACUUUGUAUUUCAGUACUGGGUGUGCACUCUUUUCUGUCGCGACUCGCCAUGUAUUAGCCAGAAAAAAGCAAUGUACUAUCGCGAUAUCCGAACAGCUACAUGUACCCUGCGACCAUGUAUCCAGAUUAAUAUAUUACUAUAUGUCGUUUGUACCAUCUGGGUUGGGAGUACCGAGCAAGCCCUUCAGUCUGUCCAACGUCGCGCCUGAAUACUGUUGAUCCCGCGCAGCCGCCUGCUUCUUUUGCAGACCAGCAUAAUCAACCCUGCGUCGGGGUGUAGUCAUUGACGUAGCCACCCAUCUCCCCGUAGGAGCCGGAGCCUGACUUAUGUACUUCCUCGACCCUGGCCGAUGCGUGUUACUUCGCUCAUGCUGAGGCAUAUCCACACUCCGUAGGUCCAGGUCAAUCCUAGCCGCUUUCAACCCUUCUCGCUUGACCCCUACCACAUUUGGCACCUUCCUCAGUAUUGCGCUCUCUGCACGGAAUUUCGUAACCCCUGUCUCCUCUUGCGAAUUCCAGUCCAUAGCCUGUGCCGUGCCUUGGUUGCCCUUCUUCACGAACGCAGUCAUUCUCGCAAACCCGGCUAUGUGUCCCGGCUGCCUUCCUCUCUCCUCUGGAACGUACUCUUCGAGUAGACGGCCAGGCUGAGCUUCUGUCAUAAGAUAGGUCUGCAAUGGCGAGAAAUGGGUGUACGUCAAGCCUGCGGUGCGGUGCGGGACCUGCUCGAUUUCACGUGAGCGUGAAUUUGUCCUGCGCUUUUCCGAUGCUUGUUUCGCCAAAAUCUCGUGCAUCUCUCUCUUCGCACCCGAGUUCGCAAUCUGGUAAUAGGACAGCCCACUCACUCCAGCCUUCUUCUUCCCGUCACUCCCAUCAGCCUGCAGAUACUCGUAGAACUCGCCUCUCUGCGCGCGUAUAUGCUCGAUGUAACUCUUGAAUCUCCUUCUCGACAUGGCGUGGAUAUUGGGUACGAGAGUGCCACGCCCUGCGACAGGGUCACUCUGCCCUGAAGUGUAGUCCGAGUCUACGAUCCAUUGGUUACCAUCGAUCUGCGUUGCCGCAUUCGCAUAGUUGAGUCCUAGAGAUUGCUUCCCAAGCGAAUCUGAAGACCCGCGUACGGCCGUCAGCUUGAGCUCCUGCCAGUUCUUCAUCCACAGCGCCUGGCUCUCUGCGCUAUUCCACUCUGUCUGCUGCUCGUGCGAGUCUACAGCCUUGACUGUGAUAUAUGCGCCUCGUCUCCGCAGGGGAAGAGGCCGUUUGAAGCCCCAGUUUCCGCGCUUGGCAUCGCCGCCGUAUGUGGUGUAGACUUGGGCAAUUUGAGGGUCAAAAGUGGCAAAUUUUGAGCGUUUGAAGAGUUCUGAAAACGCGCUUUGGGUGGGUUUUGUCUUUGGCACGUACGCCGCCAAUGACAUGGCACGUAGAAGAAUAAAGCAAAGAGAGAGAGAAAAAGUACUUGUCCC
Messenger RNA from Serpula lacrymans var. lacrymans S7.9, 3248 nucleotides. RefSeq lists its product as uncharacterized. Gene Ontology annotation, cellular component: nucleus; cytoplasm; elongator holoenzyme complex. Gene Ontology annotation, biological process: tRNA wobble base 5-methoxycarbonylmethyl-2-thiouridinylation. Gene Ontology annotation, molecular function: acyltransferase activity, transferring groups other than amino-acyl groups; iron-sulfur cluster binding. The record is from RefSeq and is a predicted model, not a curated record. The coding region runs from base 116 to 1786 and encodes 556 amino acids. The transcript has 11 exons. NCBI's taxonomy places the organism in Eukaryota, Fungi, Basidiomycota, Agaricomycetes, Boletales, Serpulaceae.